CGUUUGAGUUGUCAUCCAAUAAGCAUUCAAAUUAGAUCGAUAAAAAUCGCAGAAAAUUGCGAAUGUGACUCCGGUUGGAGAAAAAAUCCAAAACUUAGGAAACUAAACAGCUAUUGUUCAUAGAUGUGCUAAAAAGAAGUGUGUGUUUUGGAAAUUGGUGGGUCAUAGUGUAAUUUGUGGAAAAUGGGUGAAACUGCACCUACUCCUUCGCCAAUUACCGAAGAGGCAGAAAGUACGAGUGCUUCCAUAAGCAGCGAGGCAACUACGAAGCAACAACAGCUGCCUUUGAAGGUGAAGGUGCUCAUCAUUGGUGCAGGCAUGGCAGGACUUUCGGCAGCAAAUCAUUUUAUCCAUAAUGGCUGUAAUGACUUUCUUAUUCUGGAAGCGCGUAGCCGGAUCGGUGGACGAAUUAUUUCAAUACCUCUCCGUUCCCAAAGAAUCGAACUGGGUGCCAACUGGAUUCACGGUGUUUUGGGUAAUCCGAUUUUCGAAAUUGCCGUUCAGCAUGGUCUAGUCAGUGUGGUUAAUGUACCCAAACCGCAUACAGUUAUUGCCACAACCGAGGAUGGACAUCAGGUUCCUUUUAACAUUCUUCAGGAGAUCUACGAGGCAUAUGUAUGCUUUUUGCGUCGUUGUGAUGAGUACUUUAUGUGUCAAUAUAGUCCACCUCCGGACAUUAAUAGUGUGGGAGAGCACAUCAACUAUGAAAUUGAAAUAUUUUUAAGCUCAGUGAAAGACCCGAAAGAAAAACGCUUGAAACAAUUGAUUUUCAAUUGUUUACUGAAGCGCGAAACGUGUAUUACCGGUUGCACCAGCAUGAACGAAGUGGAUCUCUUGGAAUUAGGAAGUUAUACAGAAUUGCAAGGUGGAAAUAUUGUACCGCCCCAGGGCUAUAGUUCGAUUUUGCGGCCACUUUCUGAGCCUAUACCUAAAGAGGCAAUAAUCAGCAAAUGUCCGGUAAAGAAAAUACAUUGGAAGCGGAAAAAGACGAUUACUGGCCUGGAAACGGUCGACGAGAAUUCGGAAGACGAAGACGAUUCAGAUGACACUGAAAAGACAGUUACUGAAGUGCCCACUGUCCGUGCAGUAACAGCGGCAGCAGCAGCAACAAAAACAACUACUAGUGCUCCAGUACGUGAAAAAUCGACUGAUUCUGAUGACAACUGUGAUUCGAGUGGCAAUGUUAUUGAUGCUGCUGUACGAGUAGACUGUGAAGAUGGGCGAUGCUUCUACGCUGAUCAUGUGAUAUGUACCAUACCGCUGGGUGUACUUAAAUCAACAUAUAAAACCUUGUUUACGCCUGAGUUACCGCAUUACAAGCAAGAAGCAAUUGAAAAUUUAAUGUUUGGAACAGUCGAUAAAAUAUUCCUGGAAUAUGAUCGACCGUUUAUGAAUUCCUCCAUUUCCGAAAUAAUGCUGUUAUGGGAUGAUGACAAAUAUGAUUUGCAUCUAUCGGAUGAAGAACGCAGUUCAACCGAGUAUUUGAGCAAAAAUUGGUACAAAAAGAUUUAUUCCUUCGCUAAAGUAUCUGAAACCCUACUUUUGGGUUGGGUUUCGGGCAGAGAGGCUGAAUACAUGGAAACGCUGACGCAUGAAGAAGUCGCAGAAACAUGCACGGAGAUAUUGCGGACAUUUUUAAAGGAUCCGUAUGUACCGAAACCAAAGCUCUGCGUGUGCACAAGCUGGAAGUCUCAACCAUUCACCCGUGGCUCGUACACUUCAAUUCCUAUUGGUGCAACGCAGGAAGAUAUCGAGCUAUUAGCGCAACCACUUUACGUGAAUCCACAAGCACAGAAACCUGCAGUUUUGUUCGCUGGCGAGCAUACACACUCCAACUUUUAUUCAACUGUACAUGGUGCCUAUUUGAGUGGACGGACGGCUGCUCAACACAUUCUCUCUAAAGAUGAGCCGGUGGGGGUUUUUAUGGAAGCAGAUACAAGCGAUUUAAGUUCAUGGAUACAAGGAAUUUCGCUGGAAUAAAAAGUCAUAAAUCUAAAUACAAAAUGCAACGAGUUCGUUUAACACACCAAACGAAUGGGAAAUGAAUUGAGGCAGUGAACUUCCAUUAAGAUGCGGCCAUUUUUUCAGCGUUGGAGUCAAUAUCUUUGGGAACAUUAUAAAUAGCUUCAGUUAAAACGCGCCACUAUGCUAAUAAAUGGACAUAUAUAUUCGUUUCGAUUAAGUUAAAUUUUUUUUUGACAACCAUAAAUCUUCGCCAGCUCUUUAAUGUCUAAUUAAGUUUAAAUUGUUUUAUAACUUAACUGUUGCUUUUGUUAGCAAUAAGAAAUUCUGCCUUCUCCUGAGUUUCACAUGAAAAAAAAAUUCACCCGAAAAUUUGUCAUUCGCGCAUUGUAAAACCAAGAGUUAAAAGUGAACCGGUUCGGGGAAAAUGAAACUCAUGAUAAGGCUUAUUAUGUUUAGGUGCUUUCAUAAAGUGCGAAAUUCUGGAUACAUAAGUUGAGAGUAUAACGGUAAAAA
Molecule: messenger RNA, 2478 nt
Organism: Rhagoletis zephyria (snowberry fruit fly)
Lineage: Eukaryota; Metazoa; Arthropoda; Insecta; Diptera; Tephritidae
Product: peroxisomal N(1)-acetyl-spermine/spermidine oxidase
Molecular function (GO): polyamine oxidase activity
Source: RefSeq, a predicted model, not a curated record